AUUUUUGUUCCAUAUUGGAAAAAAUGAAUGUUUUCCCGUUAGUAUUGCUUUAAGCAAUCUAUCUGGUCUUAUUGAUAAGUUAAAGUGAAUUAGACAAUAUGAAGAAACACUUGUUUUUAUUAUUGUUAACGGUAUAUUGUUCUUCAGCCACAACAACGAAAAAUGCAGAGUGCUUCAGAAGUGGAAGAGAUGGGAUAAGUACAUUCUGUUGUAACAACCACGAAUGGAAGAAUGGACGAUGUGUUGAAUGCACAGCCGGUUACAUGUCGACGGGACACGGUAAACCUUGCGAGCCUUGCCGAAGUAACCGAUAUGGCCCUAAAUGCAGUUAUGGUUGCAACUGUUCACCAAGUCAAAGAUGUGACCCAGUUGUGGGAUGCGUGAUUGAUGAAGAAAUAGAGUUGGACAUUUUUGUCGAAUUGGAAGAUGAAAGCAGUGACGAUACCAUUAAUCAAAAUAGAACCGAAAAGAAUAUAUCAACUGAAGAUAAGCUACCUGGUAUAUUAACUUCUGACCCCGUACAGUACAAUAGAGAAAAUCACACGCUGUCUAUAGAAUAUAUCAAUAGCACAGGGGACAUAAAUACAGCGUCGGCGCAACCUGUGACAACAAGCGUUGAACAAAUCUAUGUUCUGUCCAACAUGUCAAAAGAGAAAGACCAUUCAGAAUUGUCGAUAAAAUAUAUAUUAGCAUAUACAUCAGCAGCAGUUGGUUGUUUCGUACUUGUAAUUGUAUUAGCUUACUAUAAAUGGAGAAAAGUAUCUGGGAAUCAUCAAAAAUCCAGGACAUAUCGAAUAGUUAAUAUUGAUCCACCAGACGUACACAUUAGAGGCGAAGCUUUAUACGAAACUAUCGAUGUCAACAAAAUGAACCAAAAUAACAAUCUCGUUAUUGACCCUAAAACUAGUACCAAGGACGUUACAAGUGAAACUCACGAGGAUAAAAUUUCAUUGGGGAAUGCAGAAUGUUUAAAUUCAUAUUUGGAAUUUGUUUCAGAGUUGAACGAAACAAAUGUUUCUCAUCGCUAAUGGUUAGUAUACAGACAAAAUGAGAGCAAUGAAACAUAGACCAAACAACACAUGCUUUAGUAUAGUGUACUAAACUGUGCACCAAUUCAAUUUAUAGGAAUCACUUUGAGAAUAGAUAAUUUGGUUGACUGAAAGAUACGUCCAUGUAAGGCAAAAGUGUAUUGAAACUCUUUUGUAGUGUCUAAAAUUGCGAUGCGUAUGAUACAUGCCAAAUACUGUAUAUUUAGAAAUUUGUGCAUUCUCUUAUAAUUGCGAAUGUUGACAGAAGAUAAAAACGCGAGAUGAAUUAUUUCGAUUUUAAGAAAUGUUACAUACAAAAAAAAAAAAAAAAAAUCAUCCAAAAUUCAAAAUGCUAGCUUGUUUUUGUUUUUGAUUUUUCCGAAAACUAUCUCAUUGGAAAUUUUGCAAUAAUUAAACACAAAUUUUCUGAAUAUACAAUACAAGUUUCUUAAAUAGGUAGGCCCUAUACGUCUGUGCACAUCUUAAUGAUUCUGUAUAAACUAUUCUUUUAAUCUUUUCCGUACAAUACAGACACCCCAAGGGGUAUGGAAAUAUGGUUCACUUUGGUCUUCUUCCGACCGGCAGUAAAACCCUUGUUUGUCUGUGCGGGAUGUAUAAAUUCACAGCCACGUACGAUCAUAUUGUGGACGUUAACUAGAUGUCUCGUGUAGAGUGAGUGCCACGACCUCUGCACGUUUAGAACCCUGACAACUCUUUUAGGGGUCUGUAGCUGGCAUGUUAUGAGGUAUAUAAAUAUGGUCACUUUGGUCUUCUACCGACCGGCAAUGCAACUCUUGUUUAAGUCAGGCAUUCGUUUGGUUAUGCGGGAUGUAUAAAUUCGCAGCCAAGUCCAGUCAUAUUGUGGACGUUCACCUCGAUGUCUCUUGUAGGGGAGUACCACGACCUGUGCACGUUAAGAACCCUGGCAAAAACUUUUUAAGGGCUCCGUUGGUAGUCUGUUGUAAGGCCAACAUCUGUCCCUAUCCCUUAUACCCUCUUGUUUUCCAUUGGCACCACCCUUUAUCCCUUCGAACCCCUAUUGUAUUACCGACCUAUUAUUUUAGUGUCAAUUUGUUCUCGUCUUGAACAUGCAUGAACAAUUUGACACUAGACGUAAAGCAAACAAUCAUAUAUCAAUCAAUUCAUUUAGUAUGUGUCUGUCUUGACUUUCCAAAUUUGUAUGUAGUUGUAUUAAGGGGACAACCAGUUGAUUCUGAGCUGGGGGCCUGGUAGACUUUGUAAAUAAAUAGUCUGGCCCC
This is a messenger RNA of Mytilus californianus (California mussel), 2287 nucleotides long. RefSeq lists its product as uncharacterized. The record is from RefSeq and is a predicted model, not a curated record. Lineage: Eukaryota; Metazoa; Mollusca; Bivalvia; Mytilida; Mytilidae. The transcript is spliced from 8 exons. The coding region runs from base 99 to 1028 and encodes 309 amino acids.